AUGCUUCACAAGACGCGUCUGGGGUGGGUACUAGCAGGCAGGUAUCCCAUGAAUCAUUCAAAAUGUCGAUCCGUCAAUAACUUUCACGCUUCCGUCAGCAACGCGGAGCUCGACAAUCACUUAAAAGAAUUUUGGCACUUAGAGGAUGCACAAACCUUAUUCAGCAAGCCGCAAUCACCAGACGAGCGCCGGUGCUCUGAGCAUUUCGCAAAGAAUGUAGCACGCGAUGCAAGUGGGCGUUUCGUCGUCAAGCUUCCGGUCAUACACGAAAAAUUAAACUCGAUCGGAGAUUCGCGCGCCACAGCCCUCCGUCGUUUUUAUAGCGUGAAAAAGAGGCUAAAUCGCGAUCCUAAAUUAAAGGCAUCCUAUAUACAAUUCAUGAAUGAAUAUGCCGCAGGGCAUAUGAAGCCAAUGCGCGAGGCAACCGAAACAAAUGGCAUUCCGCCCUAUUACCUCCCGCAUCACCCUGUCAUAAAGGGUACGAACGAAGCCGCGAAGAUACGGGUAGUUUUUGAUGGAUCGUGCAAGGGAUCAUUAGGCAGUUCCUUGAAUGACGCUCUUUUAAUCGGUCCGGUAGUCCAACAAGACUUAAUUUCUAUCGUAAUACGAUUUCGUACCCUGCGCUACGUCUUCUGUGCAGACAUCAUAAAAAUGUACAGACAGAUUGUAGUCCACGAAUCGCAGCGGCAUCUGCAAAGAAUUUUUUGGCGGGCAGACCCAUUGGGAAAGGUGCUCGUAUACGAACUCACAACCGUAACCUACGGCACUUCUUCCGCUUCCUUUCUGGCUACAAGAUGCCUUACAUAUCUCGCUGAGUUGGAGGCACAUAAUUUUCCCACCGGGUCCAAACACGUUAUCAACGACUUUUACGUCGAUGACUGUUUGUCCGGAGCAGAUUCUUUGGCUCACGCGAAAUUAAUUAGGGACGAAAUCAUAGCCUUGCUUCAAAAGGGAUCGUUCCAGUUAAGCAAAUGGGCAUCAAACUCGUCCGAGCUUCUUGAACCUGACCGACACGAUACCUGUAGGUUAAUUGAAUUCGACAAAAAUCCGGAGUCCCGCAUCCUAGGCAUCAGAUGGAAUCCCACAAGCGACUACUUUCAUUUUUAUGUCACGGCAAACUCACUUUCCAACUCUGUUACGAAGCACCCAAUUUUAUCGGAAGUAUCCCGGCUUUUUGACCCUCUCGGGCUGCUGGGUCCCGUCAUAGUGAUCGGCAAGCUCAUUAUUCAAGAGCUGUGGCAACUAAAUGUAAGUUGGGACGAAACAAUUCCCUCUACCACUCACACUAAAUGGUCGCGACUCAAAAAUCAGUUGAGUAUCCUCAAUGAUCUCCAAAUACCGCGACUCACAAAAUUCACCACGAGUUCCAAACGCCUUCAAAUUCACGGGUUCUGCGACGCCAGUCAGAUAGCGUAUGGCGCGUGCAUAUACAUACGCAGCGAAGUCAGCGACCGCACGUAUCGUACCGAGCUCCUAUGCUCACGGUCUCGCGUCGCGCCUUUAAAAGCGGUCUCGCUUCCGCGUCUUGAGUUAUGCUCUGCGCUGUUACUGGCUCAACUUUAUGAGAAGGUCCGCUCUUCAAUAGACAUUUCCCAGAUACGUUCAUUCAUGUGGUCGGAUUCCACAAUUGCGCUACAUUGGAUUUCUUCCUGUUCCCGCAAAUGGUCCGUCUUUGUGGCCAACAGAGUAGGAGAAAUCCAGCGUACGAACAACAUCGCCGAUUGGCGGCAUGUAUCUUCUGAAAACAACCCUGCUGACAUUCUGUCUCGCGGGGCGGAGCCUCAAGCGCACCUAUCGUCAUUCUUGUGGUGGCACGGCCCUGAGUUUUUGCAGCAUUGCGAAUCAUCUUGGCCCCCUUCAAACUCUCAACCUCUGGAGGCUGAUAUACCUGAGCAAGUCAAAAAUGUUCACGUAACAGUUGCAGCACUGAAUUGCCCCAUAAACAAAUUGCUCAAUAAAUUCUCAGACUUUAACCUGAUAUGUAGAAUUAUCGCUUACUGUCUCAGGAUUUCUGAGCACCACAAGUCGAAAUACACCUGCACGAGCCAAUUAAUCUCAGCAGGUGAAAUUCAAGCUGCGCUCCGCGCACUGUGUGUACACGUGCAAGGCGAGGCUUUUUCAAAUGAAUUGAAAUCCUUACGUAUAAACGGCAUAAUCGGUUCCGCGAGCAAUAUGCUGCCCCUAUCUCCGUUUCUAGAUUCGGACGGUUUGAUACGCGUGGGAGGGAGGCUAACAAAUUUUCAACUACCAUACUCAGCGCGUCAUCCCAUCAUUUUGCCAAAACAUAACCGACUCACUCACUUCAUAGUCGAGUUCGAACAUAAUCGCAACUUGCAUGCCGGAGUGCAAGGCACGAUCGCUGCCGUUCGCCCCCCCACGUGUGGGCCACCUUGUCGUGGUGGGGGGGCUUAA
This is a messenger RNA of Vollenhovia emeryi, 2412 nucleotides long. RefSeq lists its product as uncharacterized. Lineage: Eukaryota; Metazoa; Arthropoda; Insecta; Hymenoptera; Formicidae. The record is from RefSeq and is a predicted model, not a curated record. The transcript has a single exon. Bases 1 to 2412 code for a protein of 803 amino acids.